GCGGAUCUGCGUGGAGGGGUGCCCGAAUUCGGGGAGUUCGGCCGCGCGAGGGACCAAAAGGCAGGCACGCACGCCCCCAACCCGCCUCACCAAACCGCGUGCCUUAGCCAAGCCAUGGUGGUCGUGGUCCGGCCGCUCUAGCACCCUCGCGCGCGCGCGCCUCGCGGAGCCAGCCAUGGACCCGCCGUCGUCGUCCAUCACCUUCGCCUCCUCCUCCUCCUACCUCUCCAACGGCUCCAGCCCCUGCUCGCUGCCGUCGGGGGCGCUGGCGCCGCCGCCGCCCGCCGCGGAGGGAUGCGGCGGCGUGGAGAGCGCCAGCCUGGCGCGCCUCAGCCACAACCUCGAGCGCCUCCUCCUCGACCCCGACCUCGACUGCAGCGACGCCGACGUCGACAUGGCCGACGGCGGGCCGCCCGUCCCCGUCCACCGCUGCAUCCUCGCCGCGCGCAGCCCCUUCUUCUACGACCUCGUCCGCGGGGCCCGCCGCGGCGGCGGCGGCGACGGGCUCCUCCUCUCCGCCGCGAUCUCCGGAGGCGGAGGCGGAGGCGGGGGUGGGGACGGGACCGGGAGGAGGCCGCGGUACAAGAUGGAGGAGCUCGUCCCAGGGCGCCGCGUGGGGCGCGAGGCCUUCCUCGAGUUCACGCGCUACCUCUACACGGGCAGGCUCCGCCCCGCGCCGCACGACGUCGUGUCCUGCGCCGACCACGCGUGCCCGCACGACUCAUGCCCGCCCGCCAUCAGGUUCGCCGUCGAGCUCAUGUACGCCGCCUGGACCUUCAAGAUCCCCGAUCUCGUCGCCGUCUUCCAGCGACGGCUUCUUAAUUUUGUUGACAAGACUCUAGCAGAAGAUGUCCUUCCUAUUUUGCAAGUUGCUUUCCACUGCGAGCUUUCUGAGGUGCUAAACAAAUGUGUCCAGAGGAUUGCAAGGUCAGAUCUGGAUAGUGUAUCUUUGGAUAAGGAGCUCCCUCCAGAAGUUGCUGAUGAGAUAAAAAGGAUCCGGGAGAAGUCUCCACCUGAUGAUGGCGACCCUAUCAUUCCUGACCCUGUGCACGAGAAAAGAGUCAGGAGAAUCCACAGGGCGCUUGACUCUGAUGAUGUCGAACUUGUGAAAUUGCUUCUUAUUGAGUCUGACAUCACCUUAGACGACGCCAACGCAUUGCAUUAUGCUGCUGCUUACUGCGAUUCAAAAGUUGUUUCAGAGUUGUUAGAGAUGGAAUUGGCCAGCUUGAAUUUGAAGAAUAGACGUGGAUACACAUCGCUCCACCUGGCUGCUAUGAGGAGAGAACCCGCUAUUAUUAUGCGUCUCCUAGGAAAAGGAGCCGUGGCGUCACAGUUGACAAAUGAUGGCCGGCUUGCAAGUAAUAUUUGCCGGCGGUUAACAAGGUUAAAAGACUACAAUACAAAGAUGGAGCAGGGCCAAGAGUCAAAUAAAGACAGGAUGUGCAUCGAAAUCCUAGAGAGGGAGAUGAUGAGGAAUCCUAUGAUAGUGGAAGAUUCUGUCACCUCACCUUUAUUGGCUGAUGAUCUUCAGAUGAAACUAGCCUACCUGGAAAACAGAGUUUCGUUAGCAAGAUUCUUCUUCCCUGCUGAAGCGAAGGUUGCCAUGCAUAUUGCACAGGCAGAUAUCAUACCAGAAGUUGGCGGGGUUUCUGCAGCAAGUACCUCUGGUAAACUGAAAGAAGUUGAUCUGAACGAGACACCAGUACUACAAAACAAAAGGCUCCGUUCAAGGGCAGACGCGCUAAUGAAAACAGUGGAGCUGGGCCGUCGGUACUUCCCAAACUGCUCACAGGUGCUAGACAAAAUUUUGGAGGAUCACAUGUCGGAUGGGUUCGCUGUGUUCCAUCAGCAAAACGGCACCCCUGAUGAGCAAAAGGUGAAGAAGAUGCGCUUGGGCGAACUGAAGGAGGACGUGCGCAAGGCAUACAGCAAAGACACGGCCGAUAACAGCGUGUACUCGGUCCUGUCAUCUAACUCCUCAUCCUCGCCGCCCCAGAUGGCCGCGAAGAAGUGAGGGAAACCGCUUCCAAUGUUACUGGAACAGAAUACUAAAGAGGGAUCUGCUAGGCAUGCGUAUGUAUAGUGCUUACAGUGGUGUAAAAUUAGAUAUUAAAGGAAGCCCCGGAUAGUAGAGGAUAGUAUAUACACUGUGCUGGACCUGAGUGUUGGAGGAGGCUCCCGUAUGCUCGUUGUGAAGGAAGAGGCGCUGAUCGACUCCGACGCUAUGCGUGCAGCAUGCUGUCUUUGUUUCCUAUAUAGCCGUUGCAAUAGUUAUAUGUUCAAUACUAGGGAGUAGUAGUGGUUCUUGAGGCUGUAGCAGGACUUGGAACUUCAUGUGUAAGUGAAAGGAGACAGUUGCUUAUUGUCCAUUUGUUAUCAAUACAUACAUAGUUGGUUUCCGUAGCUCAAAUUCUAUGAGCUGCUGGAAGAUGAUGUAUUCCUGUG
Molecule: messenger RNA, 2445 nt
Organism: Lolium rigidum
Lineage: Eukaryota; Viridiplantae; Streptophyta; Magnoliopsida; Poales; Poaceae
Product: BTB/POZ domain and ankyrin repeat-containing protein NPR2-like
Exons: 4
Coding region: 176-2014 (612 amino acids)
Biological process (GO): defense response to fungus; regulation of jasmonic acid mediated signaling pathway; systemic acquired resistance, salicylic acid mediated signaling pathway
Cellular component (GO): nucleus
Molecular function (GO): protein binding
Source: RefSeq, a predicted model, not a curated record